Hyposmocoma kahamanoa is the source of this 1153-nucleotide messenger RNA. RefSeq lists its product as uncharacterized. The coding region runs from base 133 to 1086 and encodes 317 amino acids. The transcript has a single exon. The record is from RefSeq and is a predicted model, not a curated record. Lineage: Eukaryota; Metazoa; Arthropoda; Insecta; Lepidoptera; Cosmopterigidae.
CCUGCCGCCGACCCGGCGCCCUCUGACGUCACGCGCCCAGACAGGGUGUUCCAUGUAUCAUGUCGGUAUACAUAUAAUCGCGAAAUCACUCCUCGGUGAUUCAGUCUCAUAGUUACGGUCCGCGUGGAAACAAUGUCACCGCGGACAUAUUUUCUCAUUUCAUUUGUUAUACCCGUUUUGGCGCGAAAGAUUGGUGGAGGUGGUGUACAUCACGGUGGAGUCGGUGGACACGGUCACAGCUACCCGCCGUCGCCUGGACUGUCCGGAACACACAACCAUGGUUCUUAUGUAAAUGCAGGACAUACUUACGGCGGCCAUCCAAAUCCAAGCAAGACGGGAGCCUCUUACCCAUAUUCAGAAACAGGUCUCUCUGGAAACGGUAAAUCGUCUCAGGGGACCCAACACAAAAAAACAGACGUUCACCAUCACUAUAAUUACCACUACCACUACAAUCCCCCACAGCAGAUAAAUUAUGGAAGUACUUAUCAUCCGGUAUACCACGGAGCACCUCCAACAUAUAUUUACGAAUACAGAGAUUCAGGCAGCAGAUUCGACACGUUGUUAACCGGUCUUGCAUUGUACAAUUUAGGGCGAAUGUCAUCUGGCAGCUAUCAUCACCACUACAACAGUGAGUACCAUGGUAACCCUGGAGAAAAGUGCAAGUUUGCUAUUUAUAAGGAUAAUGGUGAUUAUGAAGAGACCCGUAUUGAUUGCAAGUUGAUGUCGAGUUUCAUUUGGGAAUACGAAAAAACGCCGAACAGCAUCGAAUCAUCGAAACCUGUUGCUGUAACCAAUAUCGAAAAUACUGUCACAAUUAAUAACGAUAGUUCAGUGACAAGGGUUCAGAACAAAACAGUAGUCGUUGAAGACGCACUAAAAGUAAAGGGUCCUUCGAUAUUAGUGGCCCCAGGGAUGAGGUGUUACAUGAUCCGUAUUUCAAGAGAUUCUUCCAUGAUGCGGAAGCAAGUCGACUGUGGGCUGCUUCAAACUUACGCCAUGACCUCUUUUCGGAGUAAUUCUAGUCGGAAUAUAUCCGUGAUUACCUCUUUAAUAACGUUUAGUUGCGUUUUGCGUUUAUUACAGUAAGUAAACCUAUGAACUAUUUGUGUGCCUAAACAAAUCUAACCGUUUAUUCUUAUUAGUUAAUAAAACG